AUGCAGACUCAAACUCCCAUGCGCACAUACGCCCGCGCACAGACCAACGCACUGCAGUAUGCUGUCCCUGGCGGCCUCAUCGGCGUCGGCCUCACGGUCGACCCCACCCUCACGCGCGCGGACAGGCUCGUCGGGCAGGUGCUGGGUGAGGUGGGGAAGCUGCCCGAGGUGUUCAGCGAGCUGGAGAUCAACUUCUUCCUGCUGCGGCGGCUGCUGGGUGUGCGGAGCAAGGAGGGCGAGAAGCAGAGCAAGGUGACCAAGCUGUCCAAGGGGGAGGUGCUGAUGCUCAACAUCGGGUCCAUGUGCACGGGGGCGCGCGUGCUCGCGGUGAAGCACGAUCUCGCCAAGCUGCAGCUGACCACGCCGGUGUGCACCAAGGAGGGGGAGAAGGUCGCCCUCAGCCGCCGCGUGGAGAAGCACUGGCGCCUCAUCGGGUGGGGGCAGAUACAAAAGGGGCUCAAGAUGGACAUGCCGCCGCGGCCGGUCGACUGA
Molecule: messenger RNA, 492 nt
Organism: Monoraphidium neglectum
Lineage: Eukaryota; Viridiplantae; Chlorophyta; Chlorophyceae; Sphaeropleales; Selenastraceae
Product: Eukaryotic translation initiation factor 2 subunit 3
Exons: 5
Coding region: 1-492 (163 amino acids)
Biological process (GO): formation of translation preinitiation complex; positive regulation of translational fidelity
Cellular component (GO): cytosol; eukaryotic translation initiation factor 2 complex
Molecular function (GO): tRNA binding; translation initiation factor activity
Source: RefSeq, a predicted model, not a curated record